AUGUCAAGUAGUCCGCCAUUCUCCACCACGCUCUUGAAAGUGAAGCCCGAGUGCAUCCAUUUCGCGAAAGACCAGCCACUACCAACAAUCACCGAUGAAGAGACGGAGCGCAAUUUGAAGAUUGCCGCACACGAGCUUUUGACCACCACCAAUGCCAUUGGCUUCCCCACGGAGACAGUUUAUGGGCUAGGUGGCUCGGCCCUAUGUGACGAGUCGGUGAAGUCCAUCUACCGGGCAAAGUCGCGACCGGCAGAUAACCCCUUGAUCACCCACGUUUCGUCGAUUUCCCAGCUCCAACGCAAGCUCCUACCCGCAGGCUAUGAGAUCCCCACUAUUUACCACAAGCUCAUUGACCAUUUCUGGCCUGGUCCGUUGACGAUCCUCUUUCCCAACGUGGCGCCGUCGCCCAUAUCGUCGUACGUAACCGCGAACCAAGACACGUUUGCCGUGCGCAUGCCCCAGCACCCCGUGGCGAGGGCGUUGAUUGCGCUCAGCGACUUGCCCUUGGCGGCACCACUGGCGAACUCGUCGACCAAGCCCAGUCCGACGAUGGCGCAGCACGUGAUGCACGAUCUACUGGGCAAGAUCCCGCUCGUGUUGGACGGGGGCUCUUGUGCCGUUGGAGUUGAGUCGACCGUGGUGGAUGGGUUGAGCUCGCCUCCUGUGCUCUUGAGGCCCGGCGGAGUGUCGCUCGAGGAGUUGAAACGCGUGGGUGGAGACGAGUGGAAAGACGUGGUGGUUGCUAAACGCACCGCGGGCGACGACGAGAAGGUCAAGACCCCCGGAAUGAAGUACAAGCACUACUCGCCCAAGGCCAAGGUUGUCUUGUUGAUCAACUGUGGAGACGGCAACGAGGCUGUUGCAGAGUAUAUCAGGGAAAAUGGAGUGGAUGUGGAAGCAAUAAGGAUCGCAUUGUUAAAGUCGCGAAAGUUUACAGAGUCGCCGUUGGUUCAUGUCACGCGAGAUUUGGGCUCCAGCGGCGCGGCCAUAGCAAGGAACUUGUUCAAGUGUUUGAGAGAGGUCGACGAGCAGGAAAAAGUCGACUUGAUCUUUGUUGAAGGUGUCGACGAGAGCGACGAAGGUUUGGCUAUUAUGAACCGGUUGAGCAAAGCCGCCAUGGAAGUGAUCCAGAGGUAA
Molecule: messenger RNA, 1137 nt
Organism: Lodderomyces beijingensis
Lineage: Eukaryota; Fungi; Ascomycota; Pichiomycetes; Serinales; Debaryomycetaceae
Source: the annotation of a GenBank genome assembly